AUGGUCGGAUUCGCAGACAUACUACUUGGUGCUUGGCUGUUGCCGGGGGUCUAUAGCGCUAGCUCCAGCGCGACCCUUACGCCAAGCAGCUCCAUUUCCUCGGCAUACCAUCAAUUUACUAUCCCCGCCGCUGCAGACGAAGGGGCUAAUCUGAUCGCAAACAUCGACGACCCCGAGGCGAUUGAUGCACAGACCGCCUGCCCCGGAUACAAAGCUUCGAAUGUGAAGCAGACUACCACUGGAGUGUCAGCCACCUUGGCAUUGGCUGGAAAGGCAUGCAAUGCAUACGGAACAGACGUGGAAUCUUUGGAUUUCUCAGUCGAGUACCUGGCGAAUGAUCGUUUGAACAUCCAGAUCGUACCGAGCCAUGUGGACUCUUCGAAUGCGUCGUGGUACCACCUUUCCGAAGAUACUGUGCCUCGCCCCAAGAGUGGAAAACAUGCAUCCCGCGCAAAUAGUGAUUUGGAGUUCAAAUGGUCCAAUUCUCCCUCUUUCAGCUUCAAGAUCAUUCGAAAAUCCACUGGAGAUGCAAUCUUUGACACAGCCGGCUCGGUUUUAGUAUUCGAAAAUCAAUUUACUGAGUUUGUUACUUCUCUUCCAGAAGAUUACAACCUUUAUGGAUUGGGCGAGCAUAUUCAGCAGUUUCAUCUGCUAGAAAACUUGACCCUGACCAUGUAUGCCUCGGAUAUUGGAGAUCCCAUUGAUGGGAAUGUAUACGGAAGUCAUCCUUUCUAUCUAGAUACCCGGUACUAUGAGGCCUCCCAGAAACGCGGUUCGAUGUCUCCUGUUUCGAGUGACAAGAUCGACAGUUCUAAGGACUAUGUUUCCUACUCCCAUGGUGUCUUCCUGCGAAACGCCCAUGGCCAGGAAAUUCUGACCGGACCUAAAAAGCUCACUUGGCGUACUCUUGGGGGUAGCAUUGACUUGACUUUCUAUUCUGGCCCUUCACAGGCCGAGGUCACCAAGAACUAUCAAAUCAGCACCAUUGGACUGCCCGCAAUGCAGCAGUACUUUACCUUUGGCUAUCACCAGUGUCGAUGGGGCUAUCGUAACUGGACUGAGAUGCAAGAGAUUGUUGACACGUUUGAGAAGUUUGAGAUCCCUCUAGAAAACAUCUGGAAUGACAUCGACUACAUGCACGGCUACCGCGACUUUGAGAAUGACAACAACCGAUUUUCCUACGAGGAAGCAGAAGUUUUUCUAGGAAAAUUGCACGAGAGUGGCCGUCACUACAUUCCGAUCGUUGACUCGGCACUCUACAUUCCAAACCCUCAUAAUGAGUCUGACGCAUACGAUACUUAUACCCGCGGUGCCAAGGAUGAUGUCUUCCUCAAAAAUCCAGAUGGAAGCACCUACAUCGGUGCCGUUUGGCCCGGCUAUACUGUCUAUCCCGACUGGCACCAUCCGAAAGCCGGCAGCUUUUGGUCUAACGAGCUCGUGACAUGGCACAAAAAUGUUGCCUUCGAUGGUAUCUGGAUUGACAUGAGCGAAGUAUCAUCUUUCUGUGUUGGCAGCUGUGGUUCCAAGAACCUGAGCAUAAACCCUGUCCACCCUGGAUUUUCGCUACCUGGCGAACCCGGCAAUAUCAUCUACGAUUACCCGGAAGGAUUCAACGUCACAAAUGCAACAGAGGCUGCGUCUGCCUCUGCGGCUUCGUCCAGUCAAGCCGCCGCCGCUGCAACUGGUGAUUCGUCCCCUACGUCCACUACGUCGUACCUUCGAACUACUCCUACUGCCGGAGUACGCGAUAUCAACUACCCUCCCUACGUGAUUAAUCACGACCAGUCUGGUCACGAUCUGGCUGUGCAUGCGGUGUCUCCAAAUGCAACUCAUGCCGAUGGUGUUCAGGAAUACGAUGUGCACAACCUCUUUGGUCAUCAAAUUCUCAAUGCCACCUACCAUGGUCUCCUUGCUGUAGCCCCCGAAAAGCGGCCAUUCAUUAUCGGUCGCUCCACCUUCGCUGGAUCUGGUAAAUGGGCAGGUCACUGGGGUGGCGACAAUGCCUCCAAGUGGGCAUACAUGUUUUUCUCAAUCCCACAGGCACUAUCUUUCUCUCUGUUCGGUGUUCCGAUGUUUGGAGUUGACACGUGUGGUUUCAAUGGCAACACAGAUGAGGAGCUCUGUAACCGCUGGAUGCAGCUCUCGGCCUUCUUCCCUUUCUACCGCAACCACAACACUCUUUCCGCAGUCAGCCAGGAGCCGUACCAAUGGGAAUCGGUCAUGCAGGCGUCCAAGGAUGCUAUGAAGAUCCGUUACUCCAUUCUGCCGUACUUUUAUACAUUGUUCCACUUGGCUCAUACCACCGGAUCAACUGUCAUGCGAGCUCUGGCCUGGGAAUUCCCCAACGAGCCCCAGCUGGCUCGUGUCGAUACCCAGUUCCUUCUGGGUCCAUCCAUCAUGGUUGUCCCUGCACUUGCACCCCAGGUCGAUACUGUGCAAGGUAUAUUCCCCGGUGUGAAGAACGGCGAGAUCUGGUAUGAUUGGUACAACGGCUCUGCUGUCCAGGCUGAGCCUGGUGUCAACACUAGUAUCCCUGCUCCCCUGGGUCACAUCCCGGUUUUCGUGCGUGGUGGAAGUGUCAUUCCUAUGCAGAACCCUGCCUUGACAACCCGCGAGUCUCGUAACUCGCCGUGGUCUCUUCUCACAGCCCUUGACGCCGAUGGAGCUGCCCAGGGAGAUCUCUACAUCGAUGAUGGCGUUAGCCUCGUUCAAAACGCCACUCUCAAUGUCAAGUUCAAGGCAGCUUCAUCUAGUCUCAGUGCCAUUCCUCAAGGCGACUGGAAGGAAGAAAAUGCGCUCGACAAGGUUACCGUUUUCGGUGUCAAGAAGAGCCCCCAUUCAGUGACUCUCAACGGCAAGACCGUUCCAUCUUCAUCUGUGCACUAUAAUUCGACAUCGCACUCUCUGUCAGUCGGUGGUUUGCAGAAGAUUACUUCAGAAGGGGCUUGGAGUAAGAAAUGGAUUCUGAAGUGGUGA
Molecule: messenger RNA, 2976 nt
Organism: Penicillium waksmanii
Lineage: Eukaryota; Fungi; Ascomycota; Eurotiomycetes; Eurotiales; Aspergillaceae
Product: glycoside hydrolase family 31 protein
Exons: 4
Coding region: 1-2976 (991 amino acids)
Biological process (GO): carbohydrate metabolic process
Molecular function (GO): hydrolase activity, hydrolyzing O-glycosyl compounds; carbohydrate binding
Source: RefSeq, a predicted model, not a curated record